Messenger RNA from Macrosteles quadrilineatus (aster leafhopper), 2161 nucleotides. RefSeq lists its product as uncharacterized. Lineage: Eukaryota; Metazoa; Arthropoda; Insecta; Hemiptera; Cicadellidae. The record is from RefSeq and is a predicted model, not a curated record. The coding region runs from base 600 to 1982 and encodes 460 amino acids. The transcript has 2 exons. Gene Ontology annotation, molecular function: nucleic acid binding; zinc ion binding.
AUUUAGUUAUAGUAUGUAAGAAGCAAAAUUGAUUUAUUUGAAUUGUUUGUAGUGGUAACAUUGUUUCUUUUUUCAUUUCCCUCACUAAGUUUGAUUUCAUUCAUAAUUCUGUAUCUCAUGGCAGGCAAAUCUCGUAGACAUUACGAGUUCCUGUAUUAAAAAUAGAGCUCUACGGAAGGCCAUCAUAAAGUAAGACUGUUUCAAUUAAAUAAUUAGGUAUUUAGGGCUGAGAUACAGAGGUAUAAUUUAACUAAAGCAAAAGUAUAUAUUUGUUAUGAUUUCAUUUAUUUUGUAAUAAAAUGUCAGUGUUGUACAUGAAAAUGAAAUGGCUUCUUUUUAACUUAGGCUGAAUCCUAUUGAAGUUAUAUAGUUCUGUAGUAUAAAUCAUUACAUUUAUACUUUUAUUGGACCUUACGAGUAUAAAUAUAUGCGCCACUCUGCUUUACAGAACAACAAAAUAUAACAAAAAAUCUGGAAAUCACUAUAGCCUACUUUUAAAGUUUUAUCCAAGCCUAAUUUUUACUAGCCUAGAGUGAAAUAUUACAUUACAGCCUAAUUACUAAAUGAGCAUGAAUCUAUAGCAAGAUAAUUUCAUAAAUAUGUCUAAAUUUAACUUGAAUUACCUUAUCAAAGAAGAGCUAACAUAUGAGCUCUUAUCAAGGGGACAAGAUAUUAUCAACAAUGAUGUUCAGAGUUUAAGGAGGCAAUUAAGGUUAUGUCAAGACGUUCCAACAAAUGUUAUUAAUUUGAAAGGGAAAAUUAUACUUAAAGAUGAAUUUGACACGAUAGGAAACAAAUUAUAUAAUGUAGAGGAACUAAUAGGUCAGUGCAAGGAGACUAAUAGCAACUUAUUAGUAGCCAAAAUCAAAGCUAAGCUAGCCCAUUUAGCCUUAAGAAUUUCACAUAUGAAACUGUGUAAACUAGAAGAAUCAUUUACGAAUAGACUUACUGACUUUGUGGAUAAAUUGCAAAAAUCCACGUCGCAAUUUGAAGCUAUCCUAAAUGACAUCCCUCAGGAGGAGUUGGCGGAAUUUGAAGAAAGGUUAAACACAUCUAUUUUGGACGAAGAGGAAAUCGACUCAGAGAUAAAUAAGCAUGUUGUUCACGAUAGACAAACUUCUUCUACCCCUACCCAACAUAACACACAGACACUGGAAGUCGUUCAAGAUUUCAAGCCUAUAGAAAUUCCAUUUAACAAUCGCCUUGGUCCACAAGUACAACCACUAGCAGGCCCCUCUCAAGAGAUUGAAAAUGUAAAUGUAUUCGGAAAAAUUAAGAAUCCGUUAGAAAAUUAUCUCCAAAAAUUCAGGAUCUGUAAUGGACUAGAAAUCUAUCCUCUGCUUGACUUUUUAAGAAACCUAAUAACCAUCACCAUCGAGACCAAUCUUACUUCACACCAACUGUUUGAAAUCUUGCCUACAUAUACUUCUCAACCGCUCACGAAUAAAAUAUUAGAACACAAGAACACAAAUCAAUCAAUAGACCGACUACACACAGACAUCAUAAAUACUUUCAUACCAAUAACACUGAAGGAGAAACUGAAACAAGAACUUAUCUUUAGACCGCAAAAAACAAACGAACCGUUGUCAAUCUACAUAAAUGAGGUCAAGACAAAUCAUCAAGUAUUGAAGGGAAAUCUCACUGAAGAAGAAUUGGUUUGUUUCAUCAAAAAUGGCAUCCACCCAGAAAUCAGAAAUAAAUUAGUGUUUGAAAAAAAUCCGAUAACCUUCAGAGAUUUAGACCAACUGUGCAUUAACCUAAACAACGUUAAUUUUAAUGAUUAUGUCAGACACAAUAUGUUUCCUACAACGUCAAAUACAUCAUCAGGACAUAUGCAUAAUAGGUCAAUUGAAAAUCAGGGAAAUCAUGGGUAUGGACAAACGUCAAGUGGGACCUCAUAUCCACGAGACAGGGUUUGUUAUAACUGUGCUAGACCAGGUCAUACAGCAAGACAGUGCUUCAGAAAACCAAAAAACUCAUAAACUUGGGAGGUGUAAGAACCGAACUUCACGUAUCUUAUCCUCCCAGAAAACAAAAUGUUAAUGAUAAUACAAAUCAUAGUUUUGCAUUCAAAAAUGAAUUAAGACAACUAGUUAAAGGGCACAACAAAUUAAAGAAACCUAGCAUAACAAAAACCAAAGGUAAAACAAUAGAUUCUUUA